Molecule: messenger RNA, 862 nt
Organism: Culicoides brevitarsis
Lineage: Eukaryota; Metazoa; Arthropoda; Insecta; Diptera; Ceratopogonidae
Exons: 3
Coding region: 114-758 (214 amino acids)
Source: RefSeq, a predicted model, not a curated record
CGUCGAUAAACAAAAAUAUUCAGUUAUUAAUUGUAUUGGACGCGAAAAAAAAUAAUAUUUGCGAAUAUUUCCAUUGUUAAUAUUAUGUUUACAUUGUGCAGAGAACCGCACAAAUGCUAAAUAUGAGGUGCCUAGGUGGAAAAUAUCAAAAACACAAUAUUGCAAUUUUAGUGUAUUUUGUGACAAUUUUUAUUACCAAAAACGUGCUUACACAAGAUCUCCUAAAUGGUGGAGAAUUGCAGUUAGUGGAUGCCGAUAAUGAUACAGAGUCCAAUGAGGCGACUGCUUGGUGUUUUAGAUUCACAUGGCUUGGUCCAAAAUAUGACAAAAAUUCAAAAACUUUUUUAAAUCAAACGUGCAAAGACGUUAUUGGCUUGAACAAAGGCAUUCCGUGUGUGACACCAUUAGUGGUGACAAACAACAGCAAUUAUCCCGACACGGACUGGAUCUGGGAGCAGCAUCAAAGGAAGCCGGGCGACAUUGCGUGCAAAGCUGCGGGCGGCGACAUUUGCGCGAAAUAUUCGUACUUUUUCAAUGGACGAGUUGAAAAUGUCACGUAUUUGUGCACAAAAGUGAACAUUGAAAACGGCACGUCACCCACGAGCGGAUGUUUCAAAGAGUCACGGAACAAUCGGGUCACAGAGGUUUGUGUUUGUGAGCCACAAGCUGGUGGAAAGCCCUGCAAUACGGGAUUUUCGUUGCAAUUUCAUGUAAAUCUGAUAAUGAUUUUUGUUGGCUGUUUAAUAACAUUAUUGUGAUAAAAUAUUUAUUUCUUCAUUAAAAAUAUUGUAAUAAUAAAAGUUAAAAACAAAAUAAAAUCGCCUAAUUAAAAUAUUGAAACCCGACAAAAUAAAAUUAUGUA